UGCCCCUGCGCGUACCAGGUGCAGCUUCUUCGCAGGAAACAUCGAGUGAGCCGCUCACCACUGAGGAGACCAUGGAGGUGCCCCACUGGAACCAGGGGCCGAUGCACGAGGCCAAACCCAGGAAGGUGAGGUUCAAGCUGGCCUCAUCCUACAGCGGCCGUGUGCUCAAGCACGUGUACGAGGAUGGCCAGGAGCUGGAGAGUCCUGGUGAGACGUACCCCCACAGCUUCAUCCACGCCGAGCUCCCCCGACACCUGCACGCCGAGCAGCUGUGUGGCUUCGAGGAGGUGCAAGAACUCCUCGCCAAGAGGAUCAACAUUUACCGGGGGACGGGCGGCUACGCGCCCCUGUGCUACGAUGAUCUUCAAGACGGCGAUGACAAAGAGCCGGUUUUAGACUUUGGAAAGAUCAUCAUCUACACGAACAACCUGAAGAUCAUCCGGGGUCCACAGAAGAAAGCCGAGACUAGCAGAAGCCACCAUCGUGCCCGGGGAGAGGGAGGCGAGUCCUCGCCAGGUCGUGAGUCCCGGGCCAAGGGGAGGCACAGAGCAAGAAAUGCCCGCACCGAGGAACACAGUCCUACAACUAAACAAAAGGCUCCCAUGAAGGAGGUGGGCGGCUGCGAGCAGUGUGGAGGAUCAGGCAGCGCCCCCUGCUCCGUGUGUCACGGCAGCAAGCUGUCCAUGCUAGCCAACCGUUUCAACGAGUCCAUCCGAGAGCUGCGCUGCCCAGCGUGCGACGCCCACGGCCUGGAGCGCUGCCAGUCGUGCGGGAAGUAGCUAACUCAACCCGCUUGCCGCUGCUUUCAGCGAAGGUCCUCAGCGGCGCCGACAUCAGACGACAGCGUUUGAACGGGACGACGGGAACGGAACGAAGCAGGGGAGUAUGCAUGUGGUGUAUGAGAACCCAACAGAAAAUAUCAGGCAGUAGAUGAGGUUUGAAGUUUGUAUCAAAUCUGUGGCGAAAUGGGUUAAUAUACUGAUAAUACUAAUAAUAGAGAGAUAAACUGAGGGCUUAUUGAGGAAAGCAUUUUGUUAUACACAGUUGCCCAGUUUAUGAUGGAAAGUGAAAACGCAGAGGACUUACUUCAUGAUUUGCAUUUCUGUAGCAAAACACAAUGAAGAUGGAAUAUAAAAUGAAAUGUGUUCAGUCUGACAAAGCAGCAUAUGUUAAAUAAUAUUCAUCCCUGCUUGUGUACGGAAUAAGAUUUUGAGUGUGACUCCGGUAAUGCAAUGUUGGUAGAAAAUGGAAUAAAAUUUUAAGUAUGUAAUUGUAGCCAUUAUACAGGUUUUAAAUGGCAGAAGUGUUUGUGGUUUUCUAAGUGCACUACAAUUAAAAUGCUUAUAUCAAUUAUGGGUCUUCCUUCUACAGUAGGUCUUGGCAUAUGAAACAGCUGUAUGGACCUAAUGGCAUCUGUUUUUAGCGCAUCUUAAGUUAUUACUUAUGACAGCUGAAAUGAUUAUCAGGGAUUGUUAGUGAUAAAGAUAUGUUUUAGUUUUUCCAAAAGGAGAAAGGCAGAAGGAUGUAGCCCAUCAAAUUGCAAGGGCUGUAUUAGUGACCCUGUUAUUACAUUUGGCUAGACACAGAAAUGUGUUUCUGACACUGGCAUUUAUAUAUGAAUGUACAAUCUGUAGUUACAUUGGGACCUGCUGCUUUAUUAAAACACAAGCAAAUAAAC
Messenger RNA from Electrophorus electricus (electric eel), 1678 nucleotides. It is a transcript of the gene grxcr2, whose product is annotated as glutaredoxin and cysteine rich domain containing 2. Gene Ontology annotation, biological process: sensory perception of sound. The record is from RefSeq and is a predicted model, not a curated record. NCBI's taxonomy places the organism in Eukaryota, Metazoa, Chordata, Actinopteri, Gymnotiformes, Gymnotidae.